AUGGAUGUGCUCAAGCUUGAGUUUGUGUUCGCCAUUUGCUGUGCUUGUGUAACGUUGUCCCAAGUUUAUGGUUCUCAGGAACAAGGUUGUGAGACUGCCAGCACGGACACCGUAAAACGGUACCGCUGGGAGCUGCGCCGCCUGGCGGGGUCACGCUUCACGUUUGAAGUGCAGGCCGAUCACAGCGUCCAUGUCGCGCUCUCAGCCCAGAGACAGAACCUGGGGGACAUGUAUGAAAUCGUCAUCGGUGGCUGGAGUAACGGACAGUCUGUCAUACGCCGCAGCAUGCGAGGCCACAGCCAUGCGGUGGAAUCGACACCUGGUAUCAACUCCCCGACAGAGUACAGAACCUUCUGGAUAACCUGGUCUUCAGACGGAACCAUUGCUGUUGGAAGGGGUGGCGAAACUCAGCCGUUCAUGCAGUGGAGGGACCCUGACCCGCUACCCAUCGCCUAUGCAGGAUACUCCACAGGGUGGGGAAGUACUGGACGGUGGAAGUUCUGCCACGCCGCGGAGAUUGCAGACAUUGACGAAUGUGCAACAGAUAACGGUGGGUGUGCUCACAACUGCAGCAAUGUCCCAGGAAGUUACAACUGUUCCUGCCGACAGGGCUAUGUGUUAAAGAUAGACAAGCAUAGCUGUGGAGCUAACCGUGUUGCAUUCUUGUUGACGACAGACACAGAUGAGUGUGCGGUCUCUAAUGGAGGAUGUGAGCAGACCUGCACCAACACUCCCGGUGGGUUCCUGUGUUCCUGUCAACACGGCUACACACUGAACCGGGAUGGUCUGGCUUAUGUAAACGAGUGCGAAGUGAGCCCAGGAAUCUGUGGUGGACGUGAUGUUGGAUGCGUCAAUUUGAACGGAAGCUAUGACUGCAAAUGUUUGCCAGGCUUCAGCAUGGGAGCAGGAUGUGAAGAUGUCGAUGAGUGCUCCGGGAGGCACACCUGUUCAGAGAACGCCUUCUGUGUGAACCAGCCAGGGUCGUACUACUGUGUCUGCCUGGACGGGUUUACAGGGAACGGUACAACAUGCGCAGGUAACGCCGCUUUACCCCAACAUCCUAAAUGA
Molecule: messenger RNA, 1068 nt
Organism: Branchiostoma belcheri (Belcher's lancelet)
Lineage: Eukaryota; Metazoa; Chordata; Leptocardii; Amphioxiformes; Branchiostomatidae
Product: fibrillin-1-like
Exons: 7
Coding region: 1-1068 (355 amino acids)
Molecular function (GO): calcium ion binding
Source: RefSeq, a predicted model, not a curated record